Pomacea canaliculata is the source of this 894-nucleotide messenger RNA. Its product is annotated as protein D1-like. The coding region runs from base 57 to 641 and encodes 194 amino acids. The record is from RefSeq and is a predicted model, not a curated record. The transcript is spliced from 5 exons. NCBI's taxonomy places the organism in Eukaryota, Metazoa, Mollusca, Gastropoda, Architaenioglossa, Ampullariidae.
UGAAGUGAUGUGGUGUGACGGGCCGAUCUGGUCAAAGAAACAAAAAAGUAAGCAGCAUGGCGGAGUUACUGGUGUUAGUCUCUAGACUGGUGUUGGUGCUGACGUCAUGUUUGCUGGUGUCGUCCUACGGUCAGACGUGCACGUGGCACGAGGCCGCCGUCCCCGUGGCGAGCGUUGAGUGCAGACACACUUCUUCUCUGCUCACUGUUCACUAUGACACCGCCGUCACCUGUGAACAGGAUCUGUCCGGCAAGAACCUUACCAAUGCCCCAACCGUCUCUUGGUCUGGAGCCCACGCGGCGGAGACCUACCUGCUGAUUAUGGUUGACCCCGAUGCUAGGAGUCCUUGUCAGCCAGUGAGCAGAUGGGUGUUACACUGGGCGGCAUUUGUCAGGGGUGACAAAAGCCUGCAAAUCACAGAAGAGUUUGUUUCCUACGCAGGGCCUCGCCCACCAGAAGGAACUCCUGCCCACCGCUAUCAGUUCUUCCUCUAUCGCUGGGUCCCGGAGAUCGAACUCCUCCGCCCUUCUUUCCUGGGCAACAGCGACACCAGCCGCGCGCGCUUCGACUUCGACCAGUUCAAGGUCGUGAACCGCCUGGAACAUCUGGAAGCCUCCUUUGAGUUUCUGUACAGUCGCUAAUUGUUGAUACUAGAGGGCUAGGCUUUUGUCAACUCUCCGCGCCCUCUGCAAAUUACCUGUUCUCGCUUAACACCAGGUUCACGAUUUAAAGCUGUUAAAAUAGGAUUUAAGCGUUCAAAGCAAAUCUUUAACAAACUAUAGCUGAAGGAAUAGUUAAUCCAUUAAUUAAUGGAAGUCUUCAUAGUGACUUCCAUUAUAGUCCGACUGGAAAUCGUUGUACAUUUGGUAUUUUAAAUAAAUUCUUAUAAAACUU